UUUCUCGCUGUACGGUUUCAACAUCUCAUGCAAGAUAAGAUCUAUUUUAGCUCUGGAGCCUCUGAGCAAUGUUGUCGUAGAAUAACUGGGCUGUGUGGUCAUACCUGAAAAUCCCGUGAGCCGGAACUUCUCGGCUGGCGAACAACAAUGCAUCAGAACAUAUUUUAAAGGAAUAUCAUGCUGCUGAGGUUAUCACCUUGGAAAAAUAUGAAGUCUGGCAAAGGGCCAGUAUGUGAGUUGAAGUCAAUGAGAAACUGGGCAGCGCUUUGUGUGUUUUUGGCGGGCGCGCUCCUUUUGUAUCACGACCCGUCUCUACAACUCUGGUGGCAUCAGAAAUCUGCAGAGGAAACUAAGACUGCUGGUUUCCGUCUGGACAUGGCGACAGAUUGCGUUGAUGACAUGUUCGACGGUUGCAAGUCUGAAACAGCCUCUGUGAUCGACCUGUUCGGCGUGUCUGAGUGGCACGUCGGCCUGAACUUCAGCAUUGGCUGGGCUUCAGCUGAAAGCGGUGCGAAGAAACCUGUGCACGAGCACCUGAAAGAGGAGCACGCUACAGUCAUCUACAUGUACACACAGGUGGACAACAUCCAACAAGAGUUCGACCAAGCAGUGAAAACAGGGAAACAUGACUACAGCACAUACCGAUUCAAGUUCCACUACUUCUACUUCUACCUGACUGACGCCGUUCAAGUUCUGCGUCACAAUCAGACAUCGUGCAGAAGGACUUUUUACGGGACACGGAAACACUUUGAGCGCAACGUAAUCAACACAAACAUGCGUUUUGGUGCUUUCACUUGGGCAGCUUCGAGCAAGCAGUCGUUUGAUUUGAAGGCCAACGUGUCUUGUUUUGAAAUCUACUCGUGCUUCGGCGCCGAUAUAACAUAUUACUCUGCAACGAACCAAGCGGGACAGGUGCUGAUUCCUCCCUAUGAGGUCUUCAAAAUCACUGAUGUCGUGACAGAUGACCCAUGGUGCAGUGUGGUUUACAAGCUACACAGCACCAACGUACCGAGGAGAGAUUUAAAUUGUAAAUUGAAUCGAAGGCGUAUAAAAACAUAUUUAGGAGCAUUUUUAACACAGUGGCGUGAAAGCAGGGUUGGGUUCAUGUCAGUAUGCGUCACGCUGUUGGUCAUCAUUUCUGUGGUCCUUGUAAAACGCAGGCAGAAAUGUUUUGUGGCUGCAGUGCUGGGAGCUCUGCUGGUGCUGAUGGUUAUUUUGGUGAUAUUGAGGGUUAGCCAACAAUCAAAAAGCGGUUUAUUAUUGGAACAUGUCAUUGAGAGAAUUCUUAAGAUGUUUUUGAAAGUUAUGAGGGAAUAUAAAUCUUCCCUCGAGAGGGUCAGCAUGUAUUUAAGAUAAAGAUAAAGAGAUUUUUAUAGUCCUUGUUGUUAUACAAUGACAUUUUGUUUGAUGGCCCACAGCCACAAGAUAGACAAUGUACAAGAUGAAAAUACACAAGGUGAAUAAAAAAAACGCUACUAAGUAAAAUGUAUUGAAUGGGUAGAGCUCCCAGCUGUGAUGGGAAAGGCCUGAAGCUGGUCACAGACAUGAACCAACCCUCGGGGUUGCAUGAGCUCAUGUAAUUAAUGUAUCGGGCAAGUCACCAGUAUUAGUGUGUGAAAUUCAAACUGUUAUAGGUAGUCGUUAUUGCUUCACUGCAUUCACCCUCCCCACAAUGCUCCCUGGUAUGCUCAUGUUUAUCUUGCAAAACGGUCUCCUCAUUAUUGGACACUAAUAAGGCUUCCAAUGUUGUCAGUGAAGCCUGCAGAGACGUUCUGUACGACGCCAUUACGUUGAAGGGUGUUUCUCACUCCUGUCUGUUUACCUACCUGUCUCACAUGAAUCACCAAAGUAUAUCUGCUGUAGUCUGGAAGUAAAAUACAGCAAGAUAAUGUGUCCUUAUGUAGGUUAGGAACCUGAGUGGUUGCCUUCAACUGGACGAGGCUCGAAACAGUUGAGAGAAAUGAAAAAAACAGAGACGGCAACUUCAAACAAGCCCGGGAUGAAGCAGAGAAGUUCUAUAGCUAAAAAUGCUGCAAUCGGGAAUACAUGAAGGAGGAUUAAAUACACAUUUAUAGAGUAGCUUUCAGGUUCACUGCCUCCAACACCUGUACGUUUGCAUGGCUGUGCUUCUCGUCUGUUACAACAUGUAAAGCAGUGUUGUUCAUAGCGUUGGAUCAUUUCUCUUGCAAAUCAUGUGAGAUGAACUGAUUGUCCUAAGAGUCAUUGUGAAAGUUCUAAAUAAGUUAAACACAUAUCACAGCACAGAAGACUCCAUCGAAAAUUAGAGCAUUCAUUUUUUUCAAAAUAAGAAAAUACUUGGUGGAGAAUUCUUACAACUGAGAAAAUUGUGAAAUAUCUAUUUGUAUGCAUUCCUCUUGAUUGUUGUACUUCUAUAAAUUCUCAAGGACCAAAGUCAGUUGUCGCAUACUUCAGUGUUUUAUUGCAGGAUAGAACACCACCUCUCUGACGUCAUUUAAAGGGCAUACAUUUAGAUUCAUAACACAUUUUCUUUGUAUAGCACUUCGAAAAAAGUAAUAUCCUCAGCCAACACAUGAGGUCAAAGCGGUGACACCAAACACUACCAGCAACAGCAGAGGACAACAAGAGCGAUUAUUUCCAGGUGCCUGGAAUGAGGCAAAGACUUUGCUGAAAUGAUAGAAAUACUCAGAGAAAGGACACGGCUCUAAUCAAGGAUCACAUCCAGGUAGUGUGUGUUUAUACCUCUAACAGUGUGUGCCAGAUGUUCAAUGAUGUUGUUGUUGUCCUUUACUUCCAGCUUUUACUGAACAAACUUGUAACACAAGCAAGACCUGUUUAAAAAUGUCACGGGGCGUUCUUCUGGGAAAAAUAAAAUUGGAAACAUUAA
This is a messenger RNA of Pseudoliparis swirei, 2866 nucleotides long. Its product is annotated as ecto-ADP-ribosyltransferase 4-like. The record is from RefSeq and is a predicted model, not a curated record. The transcript has 3 exons. Gene Ontology annotation, molecular function: NAD+-protein-arginine ADP-ribosyltransferase activity; NAD+ poly-ADP-ribosyltransferase activity. NCBI's taxonomy places the organism in Eukaryota, Metazoa, Chordata, Actinopteri, Perciformes, Liparidae. Bases 178 to 1356 code for a protein of 392 amino acids.